CGUCAAAAAUGUAAACACGGAAGAGCAGUCAAGGGCAGAGCACUCUUAAUGCUCUGCUAAAAAUGAUACGUGUAAAUUUUUUGUUAGCUACAUUCGCCUUGAUCAGUUAUUCUCAAGAAGAAGCGAAUACUUCACAAAAAAAGAACGGAGGAUGGACAACAUUGGAUGAGGAGCGUAUUGCCCAGCCUGGACCCUGCAACAUAGACAGGGUCGACAUCUCCACAAUGACCUUUACUCAAAAGCAGUUCAUUGAAAACUAUGCAUACCAUCGUCCAGUUGUGAUAGUGAAAGGAACAGAUAACUCGAAAUUCCAUGCCAUGUGCGAGAAAUCCCAGCUGUUGGAGAAGUAUGGACAUAAAGUUGUGCGACUGAGCUCGGCCAACACUUACUCUUAUGAUAAAAGGGAUGUAGAGCUAUCUCAUUAUGUGGACCACAUCAUGAGGCCUCAGACCCUUGACAGACUGGGCAACGAGACUUUCUACUGGUUUGGUGACAAUGACCAUGCUGCCUUUAAUGACCUCUUCUCUGCCUACAAACCUCCUCCAUAUUCCCUGCCCAACCUGUCUGCAAUGUACAGCUUUGGGGUUGCAGCUGCAGGAACGGGGGUACCAUUCCAUUUCCAUGGGCCAGGGUUUGCAGAAGUAAUUUAUGGUAGAAAGCGCUGGUUCAUGUAUCCACCAGAGAAACAGCCAGCAUUCAAUCCGAACAAGACAACACUACAUUGGUUGAUGGAGGAAUAUGAAAAACUACACCCAUCUGACAUGCCUCUGGAGUGUACUAUUGAUCAAGGAGAGGCAAUAUACUUCCCUGACAGAUGGUGGCACGGUACCCUGAACAUCGACACCAGCGUGUUUAUUUCCACAUUCCUUGGCUGACUUACAUGCAUAGGAUGUGUGGGAAUAGCUCAACAUGAGCCCAUUCAUUAUCAUUAUCUGCGAGUGUGCACGUUAUCAUAAUAAUCAUUUUAUAUAAAUAACGUUCACGAUUAUGUGCCUGUUUUAGAAGAAAUCUGUGUUCAUCACUAUAAUUGUCAUUGUGUCAUAUAUGGUCGAUAUUAUGAGCAUAUUAAGCAUUGUUAUGUAUUACUGAGCCUAUCUGAGUAUUUAUUUAUUGAGAGUAUUAUGUUUUACAAUAAAUAUCUUUAUUGAUUUUA
Messenger RNA from Dreissena polymorpha, 1153 nucleotides. Its product is annotated as jmjC domain-containing protein 8-like. The coding region runs from base 63 to 875 and encodes 270 amino acids. The transcript is spliced from 9 exons. Gene Ontology annotation, cellular component: cytoplasm. The record is from RefSeq and is a predicted model, not a curated record. NCBI's taxonomy places the organism in Eukaryota, Metazoa, Mollusca, Bivalvia, Myida, Dreissenidae.